Molecule: messenger RNA, 1914 nt
Organism: Falco peregrinus (peregrine falcon)
Lineage: Eukaryota; Metazoa; Chordata; Aves; Falconiformes; Falconidae
Gene: MBIP
Product: MAP3K12 binding inhibitory protein 1
Exons: 9
Coding region: 56-1081 (341 amino acids)
Cellular component (GO): cytosol
Source: RefSeq, a predicted model, not a curated record
UCAUCGCGGAGCGACGCCGGGGACGUUGCUGGCGGCCGCGGCUCGGCCCGGUGUCAUGGCGGCGGCCCCCAGCCCUCUCCAGCCCGGCGGCCACGCUCUGGAGAUCGGCGCCGAGCCUGCGGCCUCGGAGGUGGCGAGCAGCGCCCUGCGCUGCCUGGCCGGGCUGGCGGGGCAGCUUAACCUUGGAGACGAUAUCGUGAAAGUUGUAAUCGAUUGGAGCAAACUUCAAAGCACAUCAGCACUUCAGCCAGCGUUGCUCUUUAGUGCACUUCAACAGCAUAUUUUAUGUUUGCAGCCUCUUUUAGAAAAACUCCAGUCAUUGAUUAAAGAAGAAAAUAUAGGCCAUAUUGAACCUGCAGGUAAAACAGAAGGCCAAACUUGUGAAACAAGUUUAGAUGCUUAUGAUGGUAACUGUCAGAUUGAAGAAAAGUAUGCAAGUUAUGACUUGAGAGAUCAGAAGGAUGCUCAUGUUCAUUUUGAUCCAGAGGUGGUCCAAAUAAAAGCUGGAAAAGCAGAAAUUGACAGGCGGAUAUCAGCCUUCAUCGAGAGGAAACAAGCUGAGAUCAAUGAAAAUAAUGUCAGGGAAUUUUGCAAUGUUAUUGAUUGUAAUCAAGAAAAUAGCUGUGCCAGAACAGAUGCAAUUUUUACACCAUAUCCUGGAUUUAAAAGCCAUAUAAAGGUUUCCAGGGUAGUAAAUACGUAUGGACCUCAGACUAGAUCUGAAGGAGCGCAUGGGUCCAGUCUCAAAGCCAGUGUACCCAUUCAUGAUUGUGGAAACCAAGCUGUUGAGGAGAGAUUGCAAAACAUUGAAGCACACUUACGGUUACAAACAGGUGGUCCUGUACCAAGAGACAUUUAUCAGAGAAUUAAGAAGCUUGAAGAUAAAAUCCUUGAGCUGGAAGGACUGUCUCCUGAAUAUUUUCAUUCUGUAAGCUGUUCUGGCAAGAGGAGAAAGGUUCAACCUCCCCACCAGAACUAUUCAUUGGCUGAACUUGAUGAAAAGAUCAAUGCUAUAAAACAGGCAUUACUGAGGAAAACGAAAGAAAGCAAGUCCAAAGAGGCUGAGCGGCUUCUUCGAUAAAAAAAAAAAAUGUCUUCAGAAUCCUCAUCAUGCUUUACACAUACCUGAGUAGCAUUCAUCAGGAAUGACUCUAGCAAUGAAAGCAAAGCACGCAUGUAAGCUCCUUUUCGAUGAUCUUGAAAGCUUCCUUUCAGCACUCAUUUAAAACCAGUCUUAUUAAUGAAAUAAUUACUUUAAAAUGAAGAAUGUUUUAGGAAUAGCAUUCUAAUAAUCCAUUCCCUUCUGUUAUAAAGGAGGAUUGCUGCAUUGUUCGUAUGUGGAAUGUUUUAACCCACAUACAAAAACUACAUUUCACAUGUAAUUCCUGAUGACUGAGUAUUCAAAAGAUCUCUCUUUUGAACACAUUUCAUGUAAGUAGUUUGCAUAGAGUUGUGAAAUAAAAGUAAAUAACUUCUUCAUAAGUAAACUGUCUUAGGAAAGAAAAAAAAUCACAAAAAACUUGCAAUAUGUGUGCUUACCUGUGGCUUUUUCAUAUUUGUCACUGUUUUCACAGCUGUUAGAAAUGCAGCAAAUUGUAUUUCUAAAAGAUGGUUAGGGAGAUCCUAUGUGUGGAGACACAUGUUCUUCACUUCCUCAAUGUCCUAUAGGAAUUCAAACUUCAUACUCUGCUAACAAACUUUGUAUAUUUUAAACACCCCUGCAGGGGAGGUUUUGAGGAGCAUACCAGCAUGCACCAGCUUCCCUUCCCUUCCUUCCAUAUGCAUGCUUACAUGACUUCUGACGCGCGGAUGCUGGGUACAUAGCUUAAAUUAAAGUCAGAUCUUUGGCCACACACUGAAGUGUGAUUUUGUUUCGUUUGUUUUUUUUAAAUAAACCAUUUUCUAUUGAUACCA